This is a messenger RNA of Sodiomyces alkalinus F11, 1179 nucleotides long. RefSeq names its product GDSL Lipase/Acylhydrolase family protein. Lineage: Eukaryota; Fungi; Ascomycota; Sordariomycetes; Glomerellales; Plectosphaerellaceae. The coding region runs from base 1 to 879 and encodes 292 amino acids. The transcript has 5 exons. The record is from RefSeq and is a predicted model, not a curated record.
AUGCAGAUUUGCGCUGGAAAUUUUUGGACGGCGAUUCGUUUUGCCGAGAUCCAGGUCAACUCGGAGAGUAAUUGGGACAGGAUACAAGGAUGGGCGCGGUACGUGAAACUAUACCCCCAGAUUGUCCUCCUGGGCGACUCCCUCAUCCAACACGCAACGGACAUUAUGGAAGGGUUUUCUUUUCAGGCAGCGUUGCAAGCCCACGUCGCUCGUCGUCUCGACGUGAUAAAUCGAGGCUUCUCGGGGUACAACACUGAAAACGUCAUCACGUUCCUCGACGACCUCUUUCAGCCUCCUUCCGAGACUGUCCCCAAAAUUGACUACCUGUUGAUCCUCCUAGGCGCCAACGACGCGGUGCGUCCCUUCCCGGAACUGACGCAACACGUCCCCCAAGAGAAAUACAAGACGAACCUGCGCACGAUCAUCUCGCACCCGGCCAUCCGGGCGCACGGCCCCGAGAUCCUGCUCGUGACGCCGCCCCCCGUGGACGAGAUCCGGUGCAAGCAGUCCGACCUGGCGAAAGGCUGGCCCGACGUCUCGCGCUUCGCUGGGCUGAGCGCCGCGUACUCCCGGAUCGCGCGCGACGUGGCGGCCGAGACGCCCGGCGUGGUCUCUGUCGAUUUGUACACGGCGCUGGUCGACUACGCUGUCGCCCGGACGCCCGGGCACGAUGCGGAGGGACCCCGGCUGGGCACGUUCGAGCUGGGGGAGAGCGGGAAGCUGGGGGAGUUGUUGCCGGAUGGGGUGCAUCUGAGCGGGGAGGCGUAUAAGGUGUUCUUUGAGGCGGUGGUGCCGCAUGUUCAUCCUGAGUGGGCGAGUGAGGAGCCGGAUCGGUCGGGGUAUUUGUUCCCGGACUGGAGGGAGUUGUAUUCGAUGUAGCUGGCUGGCUGGCUGCUGGCUGGCUGGUUGUUGACGGGCUGGGUUGUGUGACACAUGAUGGGCUUUUUUUCUUCUUUUUUUUCUUCUUCUUUUUUCUUUUUCUGUUAGCCUUGCAUGUUGCACUAUAACAAAUACGCGUACUGGUUUUUCCUAGAUAUCUCUCUGGCACAUGUCAUCCGAUGUUCGAGAGGCCAGUCAAGGAGGACAAGAACAAGCAUGGUAUCUGUAUGGUGUAGACAGUCGGUUCUUCAAGUUGGAUAUCAAAGUCGUGCCUAAGGUAGGUACGCCUUUAGGACUGGC